GUGGUUGGUUAAGGGGUUUUAAUGUUAAAAGAAGAAGGAUUUUGGUCAGUUUUGUUUAACUGUUUGUUUAAAAUGAAUUUAGAAUGGAGACAGAAGUGAAGUGCAAGGAGCAGACGUGAAACUGUAACAAAGCAAUAGUUGGGGUGAUUUAGAACUACAAACUUUAUGGCUUGAAACAAGACACAGCACACCAACGCCAAGUUUGUUAUAAGAUUAUGUGAAAAAGUUUGCGAGAUUAAAGUUUUGUUUAUUUAUGAAGUUGAGCUGAGUACAGUUUGAAGACAGUGCUGGAAAAAGACGAUAUGUAAUAUCGAACGAUAACGAAAAUAUUACAAUUUUCCAAGCUGUUUAAUAUCAGAUGUUUGAUUAACGCAAUUCAGCAAAAGAAUUAAAAAGUGCUUAAAUUAUUCCAGACAUUAAUUUGUUGAUAAUUUAUGUUUUAAAUAAGUUUUAGAAUCAUGUGAUUUUAACAAUUGGAGAUUAAUUUGAAACUGAAAGCUGCAGAAUAAUUAAUAUUUAUAAGGUGAUGAGCAGAUAUUUCUGACAUUUGGUUUCUAUAUAAAGGAGCUGUGUUAUUGGAUUGUUUUAGUGACUGUUGGUAUUAUAUAGUUUAACAAUGGUAGAGUGAAGACAUUGCAUUGACACAAGUUUUACAUUGUUUUGUUGUGUUUGAUAUUUAUCGACAUUUUAAAUUUUUUUGCGUCUCCUCAUAUUCGGUUGUUGUAUUUAUAUAUCAAUGAGGUCCUAUCAGGGUGAGAUGUUAACUGGAACUCCAAGUCCUAUUCAAGGACCAGCAAUGAUUCUACCAAGGAAUAAUUUGUAUACCCAUUUAUGGCCUCAAUACGGACGAAACGGACAUUCGUAUCAUCCAUCCUGCAGAAACGAUUUACCCACAAGUCAAGUUCCACCUCUCACACCGGGAACCACACAAAAAAUGUCACAAGCCUUGGUAGAGAGUUUCAAGGCCUUUGAGAAGGAACAAAGGCGACUCAAUAUUCCAAGAGAUCCAUCACAAUGGAGUGAGUUGCAUGUUAUACAGUGGUUAUCAUGGGCCAUUAAAGAUUUCAGUCUAGAAGGCAUAAAUAUGAGUAAUUUUAAUGUGAAAGGGAAGGAACUCUGUAAGCUUGACAAAGAAGAGUUCUUAAGUCGUUGUCCGCCAUAUGUUGGAGAUAUUCUGUAUGAACAUAUUGACAUUCUUCAGAAAGAAAUUGCCCAGGAACGAGCGCUACUGUGUAAUGUACCACAGAACUACAGCGAACCUGUCUGUGUACCAGAGUUUGGAGAGCGAUAUGUCCAACAAAAUCAGCAAGGUUUUUCUAAUUCAGAUCAGUCAAUGCCUGUCGUUCCAACAAGCCAGCCAUAUAUUGAAAGUUCCUACCCGAUUUCCGAAUCCCUUCAGACGUUGAAUGAGAUCAGUAGCGAGAACAUAAUGACCAGUAACUACGAAGAUACGUCCGAUUAUCAGAGUUUGGAACACAGUCAAAAUUAUUUCGACCAAAGUCACGCAGAAUUUUACCCGAUGAUGGGUGAACAAAAAUACAGAAUCCCUAAUAAACAUUACAGAGGUCAAUAUAUGCCCGAUACCCCACCACAAGAACAUUUCUACGAACAACCUUAUCAGACGGUUCCUAGUAUAAAACAAGAACGACCUUGGUCUACCCAGGAAUACGGUCACUCACAAGAUCUCACUGACAGUUGGCAAGCAGCCGAUUUACGCACUGGUCUCGGACCUUCACCUUUCCAUAAUCUGCGAGUCGGAACGCCAGAUGGUAGCGAACAAAAUAAACCAAUGAUCCAGGCGGCAGCUCUUGCAGGAUAUUCCGGAAGUGGACCAAUCCAAUUGUGGCAGUUUUUACUAGAACAAUUAACAGACAAAUCCUGUCAACAUUUUAUAUCCUGGACCGGAGACGGCUGGGAGUUCAAACUUUCUGACCCUGAUGAGGUUGCCCGUCGCUGGGGAAAUCGUAAAAAUAAACCCAAGAUGAACUAUGAAAAAUUAAGUCGCGGGUUACGCUACUAUUACGAUAAAAACAUUAUUCAUAAGACAGCUGGUAAACGCUAUGUAUAUCGCUUUGUUUGUGACCUACAAAGUCUUCUGGGAUACACUCCAGAAGAGUUGUUUGAAGCCUGCGACAUCAAGCCACAAAAAGACAAGGAAGACGAUUGAAUCAAGAGUAGUGUAUUGUGGGAAGAAAUGUUUCAAAUAUUCGCUAAGAAUGUAUAAAAAGGCUUUAUAAGGCCUAUGUUGGACAUAACGGAGAUUUCAAAUCUCUAUAAUAAUGGCAAAUUGUUUUUGGUUGCUACUAGCAACAGUUACUAUGGAGGUGUGAUGUUAAAAAAUGUCUGCACAAAGCGGAUGAUAGGCUGUUUCCUUUUGGAAAUUGACCAAUUGAAUUACGUUUUACUGUUAUUUUUGUUUUCAAAUGUAUAGUAUUUUAAAGAAGCAAUGUUUUUAUUGGAACAUGCGAAUGUUAUUUACUGUUGAUCUAACUGUAGUCAUUGUUAAACACUAUAUAUAUAUAAAAAUACGCUGAAAUUUUACAAAUCUGUUGUCAUAGUAACAAGUAAUCUCAGUUGUCAUAGGAACAAAUUUUAUAUUCAUUUGUACAUAAUCCAUGAUUUGAAUAAUUAGCUGGAGUUGCGAAUGUAAUCUUUCAUUAGAAUCUAUAUCAAUUGUUUGCUAUUUUUUAACCAAAAUCAUAAAUGGAAUUAUUUUCGUACCAAUCAUUAUAGUCAUGUUGAAGCUAUAAUAUUUGUAAAAAUUGAUUUUAAAAUUAUAUAAAGAUACACAAACUUUAUUUCUUAUAUAAAAUAUAUAUAUAUAUAUAAUCUGUUUUAUUCUCUUUGUCCAUAUUUGGCAUCACGUUGUGCCUUGCUUAAAAGUUCAAGGUUAUUGCCUUCUGCUGUUUUCUCCUUUUUUUUUUUUUGCUGCUGAUCUAUGACCUCUAUGCACAGUGCCUUUAAUCUAUGAUAUGAUUCCAGUCAAAAAAUCUUUUCUCAUUAAGCAAAUGACUUUAAGUCAGAAAUUAUCAUUCAAAUUCAUUUAAAAUUUGUGCAAAAAAACCUUUUUCAAUCAUAAGUUUUCAUUCAUUCAUCCAUUCAACAAAUAUAAAGAUAUUUUAUUGUUAUCCCUGUAAAUGAAAAACAUUUUUUCAUAACCUAAUCUCUGUUUUAUUAUAAGGUGCCAUUAGAAGAAGAAAAAUUUUCCUUCUUUAUUCACUCUUACAUUUUACCUUUUGAUCAUUUAGUUCCUGUAAGAUUUUAAAUAAUUGAAAUUUUUGUAAGCAUUUAUGUAAAACAUGAAAGUCUUUAAAACACUACUUUGUGUUGUAAAACUGAACAUGUCAUUUUAGAGUGUACUAACUAGUCUGUUGAUAACUGCCAUAUAUGGAGAUAUUUUUAAAAACAAUUUGCAUUUAAGAAUUUUGUAUUUUUUACAAGUAUAUAACUCAAAUUUUUAGAAUAUUUUAGCAUUCCUGCUGUUUGUUGGAUUAAUGUUAACAAAUUUGUAAUUGGUGAAAUAGAACAAUUUUGAAUAAAUAUAAUCAUCAGAAAUUUUGUAAUAUAAUAAUGACUAAUUAAAUCUGUAAAUUUUCUAAUUUCCUUCCAUGAAGUUAUUUAAAUUAAAAUGUCCUAAUCCAUUCAGGUGAAAUAGAAAUAAAUUGUUAAACUCCUUGUAAGGUAAUGUUAUUUUGCUAUCAGUUAAAACUGGGAAUUUUUAUCUACAUGUAAUUUUCCCAAGUUUUAAAUUAGAUGUUACAUUUCUUCUGUAAUGCAAAAAUUAAAAACUGCAUAAUGAAAAAUGGGCGGAUGAAAAAGCAAAUAUAUUUGCAUAAUAAAACCUUCUGUCCUUUAAAGAAAAAUUGAACUUAAUGGUUAUUAGAAAAUCAGGGAAGUAACCAGAGGGCAGAUUUAUCAAACUUCCAAAGUCAUCUAAAAAUCGUUUCUAUUAUUAUUAAAGCUAAGUCUGGAAAUUUUUUGCAUCUGUCAGACAUUUUUCCGAAAAAGUAAAAUCUUCACAUUUUAAAAGAUUUAUAGUACAGUUUUCCAACAGUUCUUAAAAUUUCUUUUUAUUAGAAUUUUUAAGGAUUUUAGAAGUUUGAUAUAUGUGUUCUCUGAACAAUAUCCCAACAGAUAUUAUUAAAAGAUUUCUAUGCUGUUUAAUUUUGCUUGCUUGUAACUUUUGUAAAUAUUAUUUUUUGGAACAGAUAGCAAUUUAACAUUCCCCGAAGAAAAAAUGUAAAAAUUUGAAACAUUUAUGAUCUCAUAAUGCUAAGCUGAACUGAUUAUAUAUCUCUUUAAGAAAAAACAAAAAAACAUUUGUUUUCACAGCAUUUUAUUUGGACGGAUAAAUAUUUCACUUUGGUUUGAUGAUCAAGUGAAAACAUGCCAUAUUUGCAGAUUUAUUGACAACAACUUCAAUCACUUAAAAUUGAUUGUAACUUAUAAUCAUUGUUAAAAGGAGAACCACUGCUGAUUUAUUUUCAUUUUUUUAAUAUUUUAUUUAUUAUCUAGAAGUAGAAUAAUUUGAAAAACGAACUACAUGAAGCACAAACCCUUUCGCUUCUUAUUAACAAAUUACCAAGUUGUCUGUGACAUAAUGAUAAAGGGUAACUUCUUUAAAAAUAGGUAAUGAAUAAAAUAUAAUAAUUUUAAAUGUCAGUGGUUAGAGUUCUCCUUUAAAAAUUAUGACUUCAAAUUGCAGUGAAUUUUGAGAGAUUUAAAUAUUUAUCAAAUAUUUCACUGCCCAAAUGAAAUGCAGAGGUAGGAGAGGUGACCUCCUAAUGACCUUUUCUUCGUUAGAAGGCUUUUCCACCCUCUUUCUUUUCGUCCUUAAAUGACAAUAAAUAGUAAAUAAUUCAAGCUACUUGAACAUUGAUCAGUAUUCUCUUGAAAUUUUUACUAUUUAGAAGGUCAAAAAGGGGUUUGGAAAGGUCUUCUAAGGAAGAACUAGAAUCAAAAACGAUCUACUCCCUUUGUUUAUACCUCCAAGAGUGGAAUACAAACAACUCAAAUGCAAAUGAAUCGAAAGGAAACGUUUGAAAUUAAAGUGUACCUUUUUGAAGCUGAAAACAAUAACGAAUCAUGAAAUGAUUGAAAUAACAAUGUUUGAUUUGAGCAGGAAUAUAUUAUGUAUGUAUGUAGAUCUCUUAUUUGAGAAAAUGUCUUCAGAUUCUAAGAUGACGAUACAUGAGGUGCAUUUAGCGAGUUUUUGUUUGAAAUGAAAUAUUUUGUUUCUAAAUAUUGUACUUUUAUUUUAUUUUGGUAAGUCAAGUGUAUAAUUCACCUUGACCUAAAUACAGUAUAAGGUGUUUUUUCAUUGUGUGUGUGUAUAUAUAUAUAUAUAUAUGAAAAAUGAAUAUUAAUUAAAAUAUAAAUGCUAUAAAAAUAGUGCUUAAAAUAUUAAAAAUGAGAAAAAAAUUCUUUUUAUAUUAUAGUAUUAAAUAAUUAUGUGUAAAAAAAAAAUAUAAAUGCAGGGCUCCUUUUCAAUUUAGUGCAAAUUACCCGGUAUGUAAAAAUUAUUUAAUAAUAAUUGUUUUCAGAAAUUAAGUGAAGAAUUAAUUAUAUCUACACAUCAAAAAUAAUAAGUCAACUUCCUUUACAUAUGUACUUCUGUAUUUUCCCCACUAGGAGGGUAGUAGGUAUUGGGUGGAUUUAUAUCUGGAGGUAUGGUUUAUUAACUAUUUGAUAAUUACUACAUAAUGUUAUCUAAUAAAGUAUAAUUUAGAUCAGUUCUCAAUUUAAUCAAGCACCACCCUACCACUAGACACAUUCUUCUGUUAGCCAGACCUGACCGAUGAUAGUGUUGAAAAGCAGAGCCCUGCAAAUAGAUAUCAUUAUGUAUCAUUCCCAAUAUAUAAAGUGCUAUGUUAAGAAUUCAAGACAUCAGUGAUACAUAAAACGUGUGUAUGAUAUUUUAGGGACAAAUAUUUCGUAAUUGAGUCAGUAUUUUAAUAAAAUUUUAUAUCCAAUCUCAUAAGUUGGCACGAAUUUUAAGAAACAAAGCAAUAUUGUAAAUGUAUUUUACGGUGAUUUUAUGAUGUUCCGUUGAUUGCUAAAUACUUGAUCUUUCUCUUAAACUAAAUUGCGGUGGAUAAUGAAAUAUCUGUUUUGAAAUAAAUCAGUGCCAUUCAUCUGAUCAUAUUUUAUAAAAGUCAUUUCCUUUUACUUUAAGAACCGGUGAUAAAACAGUAUUUGUAUGUCACGUAUUAUAUUAAAUAUAAAAUUAUCUAUCAAAAAUAAUGGUAAUUAUAUUUGAAUAUUGUGCAGAAAACGUCUAACAAAAUAUAUUAAGAACAAACAAACGAUAAUUGUAAAGCAAUACAAUUUAGCCAUCCUUUUGUUUUUCAUUCGGCAUCCCAAAUUGGCUUUAGAUAGUUUACAAAAUAAUUUGUAUUAAUGUGGAUGUUUGGUACUUUAUUAUUAACAUAUAAUGUUUUGGUGAGGCUCCAAACGAAUAUACCAUUUCAUUAGCUUAACCAAAUUCAAAUUCCAUCAGUGUGCGUGUCAACACUGAUUCGAACCCGUUUGGUUUUAGAAAUGAACACGGCCAAAGUCUUGUGUAUAUUGUAAAUUUUAGCAGUACCACUCCUCUUUACAAGUUUUUAUGCUUUGAUAUUCUUAAUAUACUGCCUUAUAAAACAAUUUUCAAAAGUUGAAAUAUAGAUUUAUUGGUUAUUAAAAGAAACUGAUAUAUAUCACACCUAUGCCUUAUUUAAUUAAUAGUAGGGAGAUGCAUUCUUGUCAUGGAAUAAAUCUCGUCACCAAUUUAGAUAUAAGUUAAAAUGAAAUGUAUUUAUAUUAAAACAACUUCCAUUGCCUUAUGGAGAUUCAUUAAUUCCAUUUUACAGGAGGGGAGAUUCAUUAAUUCCAUCCCUCAUCAAUAAAGUUAAAAUGGGAUCUAUUUAUACUAAUACUACAUUUACUGCCUUAUAUUUGACAUAAAAAGUUUGUAAAAAAUAUUAUAAUAUUGAAAAAUAUAAAAUAUAUUUACUACUGUUUGUAAUAAGAUCAGUAUUGUGUUUAUUGUUCUGCCAAUAUACUAUAACAUCAUGUUUGCUGCUAUAUGUUGCCAAGAUAGAUUGCAGUGUCAUAUAUUACUAUGGUAUACAAUGCUGUAGAAUAUAUUAUUUAUGUUAUAUAAUGCAGUCAAUAGAUUACUAUGGUAUACAAUGCUGUGGAAUAUAUUAUUUAUGGUAUACAAUGCUGUGGAAUAUAUUAUUUAUGGUAUAUAAUGCAGUUAAUAGAUUACUAUGGUAUAACAUUAAUAUGCAUUGCAGUGGAAUAUCACAUACUUUAUAGUCACAUUGUUAUAUAUUACUGAUGGUAGUAGUGUAGUGGCAUCUCACUGUGUAACAUUAUUGGGGUGUGAUAGACUGCCUUGGUCACAAUAUGGUAUACCUAAUGGUCCACAGUUUGAGAUUAUUACCAUGGUAAAUAUAUUACUGAAGUAUAUAACAACUAUAUGGUAUCAAUUGUCAUGAUAACUAUGGUUAUGACAGUAAACUGUAUUACAUUCUGGUAUAGUCGUACAGUGUGGUAUAUUGAAUAUAUUGCCAUGGUAUAUUACUUUGCAGUGCCUUAUAUUCAAUAUGUCACUACUGUGUAAUAUGAGAAUUAAGUGUAUUGCACUUUGGUAAAUUGAAUAUAUUAUAGUGUGAUAUAAUUAUACAGCGUUGUAUAUCAAUCAAACUGUGGUAUAUAUAAUAUCUACCAUUUAUACUAUGUCCGUCAUCUAUAUAAAUAUUUCCUCCAAGUUUUGUCAGGUUUUGGAUUCUCAAAUAAAAAGCACUAUAUUGAUAA
Patella vulgata (common limpet) is the source of this 7803-nucleotide messenger RNA. Its product is annotated as protein c-ets-1-B. The record is from RefSeq and is a predicted model, not a curated record. The transcript is spliced from 8 exons. The coding region runs from base 737 to 2167 and encodes 476 amino acids. Gene Ontology annotation, biological process: cell differentiation; regulation of transcription by RNA polymerase II. Lineage: Eukaryota; Metazoa; Mollusca; Gastropoda; Patellidae. Gene Ontology annotation, molecular function: DNA-binding transcription factor activity, RNA polymerase II-specific; sequence-specific DNA binding. Gene Ontology annotation, cellular component: nucleus.